Molecule: messenger RNA, 3152 nt
Organism: Aureobasidium subglaciale EXF-2481
Lineage: Eukaryota; Fungi; Ascomycota; Dothideomycetes; Dothideales; Saccotheciaceae
Exons: 1
Coding region: 58-2994 (978 amino acids)
Source: RefSeq, a predicted model, not a curated record
GCGGCAUUCUGUCGAUACCAACAUUCCGGGGCUAAUUGGUAUUGUGUCGGUUGCGGGAUGGCAUCCACAGAUUCAGUUCCCCAACUCCACGUUGACGAUGUAUGCACGUCAAGCAGCAGCAAUCUCUUAGCUGUUGGCUAUGUUGAUAGGACACACGCCGAAAUCGAAAGUCAUACGCCAUACCCAACUAAUACUUAUGGCAAGAUUCAUCGCCACAAGGCCGUCCCACGCCAACUUUACAAGGAGUUUCUGCGAGAUGGCGUGCCGCCACAGGGCUUUGUGCUGAUGCAAUGGCAAACUGAAAGCAAGGCUGAAUUAGUACCAUGCAGCGAUCUCGUCUUAUUAGAUCGCUCUUUCAUGUCUGGAGACCUUGUGCGCAAAGGAGCGCGAUCUGGAACCGUUGUCAGUACCAGGACUAGAUGCACACUUCUUUCCAUGUGCGACGUCAGAGAAACCAAGAGCGGCAAGGCAAUGAAAUGCGCUUGGUUACCAUUGCCAAUGGAAGAAGAACCCUCCCUCGAGUUGAUGACUGACGGUGGACUCCUCUACGACAUCCCUGCUUCUGAAUUGAAGCUUGUACAGACAUUCAACGAAGGGGACAUUAUUGUAUACAAGAACUGGGUUGGCCGUAUCAAGGACUGCUUCGACGAGAUCACCGUUCGGUUGACCGACAACGGUGUUGUGAGCAUUGCCGAUGAGAGCAAACUUGAACCGAUGAGUGGCGAUCCCGAGGAGAGAUUUGCCAUCGGAUCAUUGGUCAGAACAAAGAAAGGUGUGCUUAGAACUGGCAGAUGGGUGUUUGGUACCUACUCGCCCAAUACACCACCCAUCGGUGUCGUUGUUGAUGUGCGUACGAGAGAGUGUCAAGUAGACUGGCUACAUCAUCGAAUGGAGCGAGCCAGCGAACUACCACUCUGGAGCAAUGCACCUGAGGGCUUCCUCGGGACUGAUGAACUGGAAAGCGAUCAAGUCCGUCUUUACGACGUCUCACGAGUGCCCGAAUCAUCUCGAGAGGAGCAGCAGACUACCAAGUCACGUUCUGAUCCCGAGUUCCAGGGCGGAAUACGUGUGAGAUUCAAAAAUCUACCUGCAGCGUGUGUCAAGUAUGAUGGGUCUACUACACAUGGCAAGCUGGAAAAGCUCGAUCGCACACAGAGUCUGGGCUACGAUCUGAAUGUCUUCACCAUCACCAGCACCACUACAGAAGCUGACGUACUCUGGAGCGACAAUACCAUCGAAACUGUACGAACGACUUCGAUCAUCCCAGAUCCUUCAAUCGACGACGAAGACGCGGUAUUUGCUGGCGAGGUCGUCUGCACCAACGAGACGCGAGACCCUCCACCCGAAGCAAUGACCUCGUGGGCAAUCACUCCAACACGAGUUGGUAUUGCCGAGUCUGUGAAUGUCAAAGACAGGAUCGCUCAUGUUACGUGGUUCAAAGAACCCACCCUCUCCUUUUGCGACAAAAGUUUGACUCUGUUAGUCCCAGGCACCAAAGUCGGCAGCGUAGGGGACGAGCAACCAGAAGAAGUCAGCUUCUACGACAUCCGAGCACCAAAGAGUAUCAAUCGUAAUAGAGGAGAUUAUGUGUUGCUGCUCAGGAUACCACAUCUUGCACAAACUGCACCUCAUGGCGUCAACUGGUUUGGCGAAAUCGUCGAUUUAGGGAAGAAUGGCAAAUGUACGAUCAGAUUAGGAGCGGCCGAGCCAGUACAAGAAGUCGAGUGUGAUAUCACAGACACAGUACCUGCCAUGAAUCUGGAUACGGACGAGAAUCCAUUUACCGAAGACGCCAAUGGGACCGGGGAGUUCCUAAGCGAAGGAAGUGAGGACAUGGACUACGAUAUGGAUGACUUAUCAGAGCUAGACGAGGAUGUCUGGUUUGAAGAAGGGCAAGAUAUCCCAAUCGAUGAGGAGGACGGUUCGUGGAGCACAGAGGACGAGGGCGACGACUUUUCAGAUGCAAUGUCCACGCAAGACGACACGACCGCUACGGAGCCCGUGCCGCCUGCAGCACCCGCUGCUCAAUUAUCCCACACAGCACAGAAUGCCAGUCAUGGUGUCAGAGAUCAGGCUAUGGCUAAUGCGCCUGUUGAAGAGAUCCGUUUGUCAUCGCUACCAAAUGCGCCGGUAGCUUAUGAGAUCCUCGAGACCGAGGUUCCUUCGGGCCAUCACUACCUGCUCCAAACUGGUCCUACGUCUGCGAACCACAUGAAGGGUGUGUCAAAGGAGCACAAGAUCUUGAGUGCGCCCGGUGCCCUCCCGGAAGGCGUCUUUGUCCGAACAUGGGAGUCCAGAAUGGAUCUGAUCAGAGUCCUGUUUGUUGGACCACUCGGAACGCCAUACGAGUACGCUCCCUUCAUGAUUGACCUACAUCUACCAUCACAGUACCCAUACGAGCCCCCGAAGGCCUUUUUCCACAGCUGGACGGCCGAAGGAGCAGGUAUGUCAGGCCGAGUAAAUCCAAACCUAUACGAGGAAGGAAAGAUUUGCCUCAGUCUACUUGGCACAUGGCAAGGCGAUGAAGCGCGAAAUGAGUCCUGGACGCCUCACCAAAGCACUGUUCUACAGGUCCUGGUCAGCAUAUUAGGCCUCGUAUUGGUUAGAGAGCCAUACUAUAACGAAGCAGGAUUUGAACCGCUCCAAGGACUCUCAGCUAUCAACCAAAACAGUGUGGCUUACACAGAACGUACGUAUCUCCGCGCGAGAGCCUUUUUGAUCUCACCAGUCAGUCGCUUGGGACGAGGAGAAACGGCAGGUCUGGAAGGAUUUGAAAACGUGCUACGCUGGCUGUAUACUGAUGUCGAUGGUGCGAAGCUACUACCCAAAGCAAUCAGUGCAGCACACACGAUACUCAAGAACAGCGAAGAUGGUACGAAAGUGGAGACUCGCGAUGGACUAAGUGUGGUCAGCAGAGGAGCAGCUCUUCCCUUGAAGAGGGUUGUAGCACGCUUGGAGCAGUUGGAUCAGGAGGCAUCGCAAAGCAAGGAGUAGGAGCCGCGAUCUAUAAAUAGCAUAGUCGGCUCACACUCGGUGCAGCGAACGAAUAGUCAGUUGCAUUUCGUGUUUACGAUCUUAUCGGAAGUGCGCAAGUAAGGCAAGCACGGCAGGUGCAAGCGAAAUGAGAAACGUGACUUGGCGGUCCUUCGUCG